Molecule: messenger RNA, 3224 nt
Organism: Sinocyclocheilus rhinocerous
Lineage: Eukaryota; Metazoa; Chordata; Actinopteri; Cypriniformes; Cyprinidae
Product: monocarboxylate transporter 13-like
Exons: 5
Coding region: 127-1434 (435 amino acids)
Biological process (GO): transmembrane transport; monocarboxylic acid transport
Molecular function (GO): monocarboxylic acid transmembrane transporter activity
Source: RefSeq, a predicted model, not a curated record
CACACUGCUUUAAAUGUUGCGCUGCAUCCUGCGAUGAACAACAUUAGGAGGACCUGACCGAGGACAGGACAAGAGAACAGGCUGGUCGCACCUCUGGCAAGGUGAGAGCCGACUGGUGGACUCAGCAUGGAGAGGUGCUUGAGCGACCCACCGGAUGGCGGCUAUGGCUGGGUCGUGGUCACCUCGGCCUUCUUCAUCAUGGGCCUCACCGCUGCUGUUUUUAAAAACUUUGGUCUGUUUUUCCUUGAAAUCCAAAGUCACUAUGAUGUCCUUAACAGUACUACCUCAUGGGUGACCUCAAGCACUAUUGCUGUGUUUCAUUUAGGAGCUCCUCUGGCCAGUGCUCUCAGUAUGCGCCUGUCCCAGCGCGCUGUUAUCAUAAUCGGAGGGCUUCUGGCUACCUCGGGAAUGAUUAUCGCCUCUUUGGACCUCAGCCUGCCUUGGAUGUAUCUGUCUAUUGGUGUACUCCAAGGACUUGGCGUCUCAUUUUCUUGGAUACCAGCUAACAGCAUGGUCAGCCAUUAUUUCAGACGCUGGCGUCCCAUUGCCUAUGCGAUUGCUAGUUCUGGAGAGUGUGUCUUUGCCAUGGGAUUCAGCCCAUUUUUCCAGUGGCUUAUCGACAGCUAUUCUUGGCAGGGGGCUUUACUCAUUAUCGGUGGUCUUCAGCUGAAUCUGUGUGUUUGUGGUGCUCUGAUGAAACCCCUCCCAGCUGCACAAACCUCCAUCCAAGACAAACUGGUGCUGGAAGAAAGCAGGACAUCAAAAAAAGGCACUUUCCAGUGGUCCCUUCUGCAGAGGCCUGAGCUGCUGCUAUAUAUUGUGUUUGCCAUCUUAGCGGCGACGGGUUUCUUCAUCCCACCCCUGUUUCUGGUGCCCUAUGCCAGCAGUUUGGGCAUGGAGCAGUACUGGGCGGCCUCGGUUCUGUCAGUGCUGGCAUUGGCAGACCUGCUGGGCAGACUAGCAUGCGGGUGGCUGGCUAACCUGCGGCUCGUGAGAAACCUGAAGCUGUUGACCAUGGUGGUCACUGCGCUGGGGGUGGUGCUGCUUCUGCUUCCCAUUGCACAGAGCUACUGGAGUAUCCUGGUCUUUGUCUCACUCUAUGGCUUCCUGUUCGGCUGCGUGGUGGCCAUCCAUGUGACAACUAUUGUGGAUAUUGUUGGACUGAAGGGCUUUGACAGCGCUCUAGGGCUCUUCAUGCUGUUACGGAGCUCUGGAGGAUUUGUGGGUCCACCUGCUGCAGGCUGGCUGGUGGACUGGACUCAUGACUUCAGUGCUAGUUUCUACUUAUCUGGCCUCUGCCUUGUUCUGUCUGGGGUUUUCGUGGUGCUUGUUGACCGGCUGGUGAAAAAGAAAAAACUCAAACUACCAGAUUCAUGCACUGAGUCUGAGACUACAGAUCAUCCAAUACUAAAAGCGGACUGUGCAGAUGUUUAAAAGCCACUUAAGAUAAUAUUCCAGUGUUUUACUUUUGUUAUAUUAUGAACUUUGUUUAUUUAAAGCCAUAUUAUUAUUAAUGUUUUUACUUUUCAAAAAAGCAAUAGGCAUUUUAGUAUCUCAACCUCUCACCCUAUAACUUCCAGACAGAGAGAUGUUAGUUAAGACUGUGACACCAUUGUAGCCACUUUUCAAGCCACUAAAAGUUUGCAGACAGUGACAAGAAAUGUCAUUCAGAACGUUUUUCUGCCCUUAGAAAUAAUUAAAGAAGCACGGCAGAGUGCAGAUGCAGCUGCUUAUUAUUUAAUCACUCACAGAACAAUCAUUCAUGUAUGACUAUUUUACAGUAUCUGAAAGCAAUAUAAAUAGUCUGAUUUGUCUGUUUGUGUGCAUUGUCGAUACUACAAAUUACAUGUGCAUAUAAGCUACAUACAGUGGCUCCAAAAAAGUGAAGUGGCAUCUGCAAACAAGUAAGAUCCUUAUCAUAGUCUUGAGGUAAUUUUUUAUCCAUUGUUUUAUUUAAAAUGUUACAAACUUCUUUCUGUUAAGUGUACUUGUACUGUAUUAAAAUACAUUUGUUUUCAUACACUUUUAACUGAUGCAAUUACAUUCAUUAGUGCCCAAAUACUUUUUGGGGCUACUGUAUUGUUUCAGAAACCCACAAAGAACAAAGCCAUGAGAUUAGUUCAUUGUUUUUAUAAGGUGUUGAGGAAGUGGAUUUGGUUACAUCACUAUUUAAAUAAGUCUUGUUUUUCAUAAUACCACAUUUCUCUGAGUUUGUCGAGCAGUUCCUGUCUACUCUGUAGCCUAUAUGUGGUGUACACGCACACACACGCAGCCUUGGAAUCACAAAGAUGACUUAGAAAUGAAGAAAUCCGCUUAUAUGGACAAAGCUGACAAAUGCGUUUUACAAAGAAUUUGCCACCCUUGAACCUCAAAAUAACAGCCAGCCAAAUAAUUUUGUGCACUGAACUCAUGUUCCAGAAUUCUGUUCAAUGUUCAGGUUUAUGAAAAACACACACAGACACACUAUAUACUGUUUAUAUCACAUCUGACGAUUUUAUUAAUUUACUUCUAUUGUCAAACAGUUUGUUUCUGAUAUAAAUGUGCCAUAUAUGGUGGAAUCCUGUUAUUUAAUGUAAUAGCAUUUCAGUUUGUUAGAACUUCCCCAAACACGUGUACCAAAGAUAAACAGCUGUGUUUUACUUUGGUUUAUUGUGUAAGUCAUGUCAUAGUUUGCAGAGAUGGAUUUGCCUGUUUAUGUGCGGUGUGUCUGAAUUUGUGGUGAUGACAAGACUGUGCCUUAAUUGCAAGCGACAAUCGGGGAACUACUAUUUAUUUUAAUGUUCCCUUUGAGUUGCAAUAAAUUUGUUAGCAGUAGAAAAAUAAUUUUUAGGUCAAUCAGAUCAGAUUUAUUUCUGAAUGGCAUCUGUGAGUGGAAUAAAGGUCAUUGGUUCAGACAUUUGUUCAGAACUUUAAUUACAUGCAAGAAUUAUAUUGUUGACAGCCACUUGUUUUUUUAUAUAGGCAUAUUUGAGGCAUUUGAAAAGCUCUUUUCACAUCUGUGAAACAUUUUCCUGUAAAAUAAAAAAAUUAUAGUCUAGUAAGCACCACCAAACACUGGCACGUUACCUAUAAUGGUAGUCAACCGAAGCACUCCAAAAACACACAGUGGCCGUUUACACUGAGAAUUGUCGAAAAUAAUUUGUGAGUCCAGUGAUUAUCAUCAGCUUGUAUUGUACUUGGGUGAUUCUAUAAUUGGAGAUGCAUUUGUCAUUUCAUAAAGUUAA